CUGACAUCCGCUUCCUUGACCUACAACUACAUCAUGGCCGUCAAGCUUACCGGAAGCUGCUACUGCAGAAAUCUCGAGUACGAGGUUAACCUCGACUCGACAGAGGAUGCACGCACAUCGUUAUGUCACUGCAAGAACUGCAAAAAAGCCUUCGGCACGAACUACGGCCUCACGGCCAAGCUGCCCAAAGACGCGUUCAAGUACACCAAAGGCACGCCCAAGGAGCACGCAGCCGACAACGGCUCGGGCACAGUGCUGUACCGCGAGUUCUGCGAUACCUGCGGAAGCUUCAUCCUAGAAUACGGAGAACCUGCAAAACCCCACUUCCGCUAUAUCUGCGUUGGCAGCCUUGAUGAUCCUGAGGCUCUGCCUCCAAAGGGCGAGUUCUUCUGCCGUAGUCGCCAGAGCUGGAUGCCUGAGGUGCCGAACACGUUCCAGAAGAAAGAGAUCAAGGAGUAG
Molecule: messenger RNA, 459 nt
Organism: Aplosporella prunicola CBS 121167
Lineage: Eukaryota; Fungi; Ascomycota; Dothideomycetes; Botryosphaeriales; Aplosporellaceae
Exons: 4
Coding region: 34-459 (141 amino acids)
Molecular function (GO): carbon-sulfur lyase activity
Source: RefSeq, a predicted model, not a curated record